AUGAAGGCCUCCAUGACCAUCAAUGAGGCUGCAAAUGCCGCCACAAGUGGUGCUGCAGUGAAGGCUCUCACCAAUUUGUUCCCAGGAGCCAAUCAGACCCAGCAGAUCAUGUCCUUCCUGAGGGCUACCAAGGACUCACAGGGUGUGGCCUUCAAGCUGGGCCAGAAGGUGUGUGGGGCAUGCAUCCUUGCGCGCGGGCAGGAUGGCUCCAACCAGUAUGGCAAGGACUAUGGCAGCGUCAACACUUCUCCAUAUGCAGAUGCGACCAACUAUUUCCCUGUCAACGACCCGCAGAUGAUACCUGGCAUCACAGAAUGCAGGGGCUUGCGGUCUCGCAACAAUUGGCAGCCACUGUGUGUGCCCAAGAAGCACUGGGUCACAGAGCAGCCGCUCACGGAAUCAGAAUGCACUGUCCAGUCCUUUUCUGGGCCUUGGGCCUCCUAUUGCCAUCCCAUGUUCAUGACCAGCCCUGAUGAAUUUUUGAGACUCACACCUGGUCCCCCUUGCCUGGACUCUCCCUCCGGCGAUGCUGAGUACAGGAAGCAGGCCAAAGAUGUGCUGGACCAUUCCGCUGCCCUGUCAGAUAUGGAGAAGGCUAUAACUGAGUACUGGGCUGAUGGACCUAAGACAGUCCAGCCUCCCGGCCAUUGGAUGCAUUUUGCUGCAGAUGCUGCUGUGCAGAAGGUGGAGGCAUGGCAAGGGUCAUACAAAGGCGUGGGCUUCAUCAACGGAUCUUGCUGGCAGCCAUACCAGGAGUCUACCUUUGUGACCCCACCCUUUCCGGGCUAUGUCAGCGGGCACUCCACGUUCAGCGCCGCGGCGGCAGAGUUUCUGCAGCUGUACUUUGGCUCUGAUUCGUUCCAGGGACCGGCCUGCAGCCUCCGAGAAGAGGGAAUGAGCAUCUAUGAGCCCCGGCUGCUGAAGGGCCAGGCCGGUCAUGUUGCAGGCUUCACUGAUAUCCCCAACACAGGCAAGAACAGCAAGGGCUACUCUCCGGCCCAGGAUCUGGUCAUGUGCUGGAGCACAUUCACAGAGGCUGCAACUCAGGCUGGAAUUUCGCGCAUCAUGGGAGGCAUCCACACCCACUCAGACAAUGUGGACGGCUUGAGCAUGGGCCGCGCAGUGGGCCAGCUGGUCUACAAGAAGGCCUCCAAGCUUUGGGCUGCAGCAGCAACUCAAGCUGCCCCUUGA
Messenger RNA from Coccomyxa subellipsoidea C-169, 1191 nucleotides. RefSeq names its product acid phosphatase/Vanadium-dependent haloperoxidase. Gene Ontology annotation, molecular function: peroxidase activity. Lineage: Eukaryota; Viridiplantae; Chlorophyta; Trebouxiophyceae; Coccomyxaceae. Bases 1 to 1191 code for a protein of 396 amino acids. The transcript is spliced from 7 exons. The record is from RefSeq and is a predicted model, not a curated record.